This is a messenger RNA of Solea senegalensis (Senegalese sole), 5245 nucleotides long. It is a transcript of the gene fhdc4, whose product is annotated as FH2 domain containing 4. The coding region runs from base 382 to 2862 and encodes 826 amino acids. The record is from RefSeq and is a predicted model, not a curated record. The transcript has 12 exons. NCBI's taxonomy places the organism in Eukaryota, Metazoa, Chordata, Actinopteri, Pleuronectiformes, Soleidae.
UCCUAUCAGUCAGGACUUUAAUCACAUUGGUCAUUGAGUCUAUAAAUCCAGCUCCGGCAGCUGUUAUGUGAGCACUUCACUGGAAACACGGCGGGGCAAUAGACUGCAGCCAACAAGUCAAAACAAAAAAUCCCAUAAUCCCUCCUGGUGGGAAGGUGUGUGGACAUAAAUGUCUUUCCUGGGCGUGUCAAGCACACUCAGGUUGUUUCGACACACUUUGCUUUUUCCUGCCUGAUGUCAUUCUCUCCUGUGGACCUGGUCAGGACAGGCGUGAGUGGACACGCAAACAAAUAAAUAAUGAAGGAUAAUGUUUUCGCUGCCGACUCACAACCAAAGAUCAUGAAAGUGUCCCACACCUGCUGAAGAACUCUUUUCCAAAAGAUGCAACCUGGAGGUGCUCCCACUUCACCGUCUCUACCAGCACCAGCACCAGCACCUCCUCCUCCUCCUCCUCCUCCUCCACCACCACCUCCACCACCACCACCACCCCCUCCACCACCGCCGGGCCUACAUGGCCUGGGUCUCUUUGCCAAGGGGGAGCACCGGCGCUCCAAGAUGCGCAAUUUCAACUGGGAAACCCUUCCCAAACACAGUGUGGUAGGAAAGCACAACAUCUGGACCUCGGAUGCGAUUGAUGGAGAAUAUGAGCUGGACACUGACCACAUAGAAGAGCUUUUCAGCCACAAGCAGCAAAAACUCAAGGCCCUGAAUCGCCAGCAACCAGUAACUGCUGGCUCAGGAGGGGAAUUGGUUUCCAUCCUCAGCUCCAAGAGGAGCAUGAACGUUGGAAUUUUCCUGAAGCAAUUUAAGCGGCCCGUAAAAGAAAUGAUUGAAGAGAUCAAAUCAGGAAGUAGUCUCUGUUUUGGUUCUGGAAAACUGAGGGAGCUGUGCAAGCUGAUGCCAGAUGAGAUGGAGGUGAAGCAGCUGGUCAAUUUUAAGGGCGACCAUUUCGCUCUCCCUGAAGCAGAUCUGUUCAUGCUAAUGCUGGUCAGGAUUCCAAGCUAUGAGGAGCGCCUCGGCAGUUUGGUGCUCAAAGAGGAAUUCUUCCCUCUCAUGGACGAAAUAAAAAAAUUCAUUGGCACUUUGACUACUGCUGGAAAUGAGCUGCUGGAGUCUGAUCAUCUCCACUCCAUCAUCCGGCUCGUACUGAAGACUGGAAAUUACAUGAAUGCGGGCAGCUACGCUGGCAGUGCAAUUGGCUUCCGAAUGGCUUCUCUGUUGAAAUUAGUGGACACGAAAGCAAACAAACCUGGAAUGAAUCUCAUGCAUUAUGUCGUGAUGCAAGCUCAGAAGGCAGACAUGGCCCUGCUGAAAUUUCCAGAACAACUCAAAAGCAUUGAAGCUGCUGCACGGAUAAAUAAAGGUGACGUGGAAGCAGAGUUUCGAAGGCAGGUAAAGAAAGUACAGGAUGCCAAGGUGUACACGCUGAAGCAGGAAGACCUGAAGGCACAGACGGAAGAUUUUCUAAAGGAAGCCGAGCUCUGCUUGACAGAAAUAGAGACCGACUUUCAGGUACUGCAGUCUGUGAGCGACUCUGUGGCUGAGUACUUCUGCGAGGACCCGGAGAAGUUCAGGCUGGAGGAAUGCUGCUCCAUUUUCAACUCCUUUUGUGAAAGAUUUCUCCGGGCCAUGCAGGAAAACAAGGCCCGGGAGAUAGCAGAGGUGAAGCGGAGACACAGAGAUAGACUGCAGUGUGCUGUCAAGCGCAGGUCCACAGCUACCUGCUCCAGUCAGGAAAUGGAGAGUGUUGCAUUGGAGUCUAUACUUCAGAACUUCCUUACCAAUCGUGUCUCUCGCAGGAGAUCUGGGAGACCCCUGUCCACCCAAGGAAGCCCUGCGAGCGGCAGCCCGAAGAAUGGAAGCUUAUCAGAAAUUACCUCACAUGCAAAUCUCCAAGGUGUCAAUCAAAAAACAAGUGGCUCAUUUCAAACCAAGGAGAUUGGCGGAAAAGAGUGGAACUCGGCAGACGAGCUCACGCAGGCGACGUCACAAAGCAAAGACCAGUCGACUGGCGAGGUCAGCGAGGCAGAGACUGUCAUUCCUCAUGAGGCAGAGGUGAAAACAACCCAAAAGGAGGACUCGAAGGGAUUUACACAUCCAAACAAUAGGACCACCAGCAUCUCCUCCUCGGCCAGAUCUUUGUCAGCCGCCACUGAUGAUGACGAGGAGGAGGAUGUACAGGACAAUACUGAGGAGGAGGCACAAAAGUUGCGCGAGGCAUCUAAAAAAGUGUUGCGCUUCCAGAACAGCCGGGGCAGUGUCUCGUCUGCGGAGUUUUCUCUGGAAAAUCAGAAAUCUCCCAGUGCGACGUCCAAGUUGCCUCGUCAGCGCACCCUCGAUGAGGAAACAGACCGGUAUCCCGGCGACCCAACCAACGAGGACCUGAUCAGAUUUUUGAUCAAUCCUUCUUCCAACUCAUGUAGCAUUAGUCGCCGCCAUACGCUCCCCUCCAAAGUCCCGAAAACGGAGGAGGAGGAGGACAAUCUGUGGGAUCAGCCUCCAAUCAGGACGCCCAAGAAUCCUACGGCAAGAGAAAACGGGACACUUCCUGAAGACGGUGCUGAACCCCAUCCCUCAAAACAAGUAUUUGAUUUUUCCGGCACGUGUCACAACUUUAAACAAUCCGAUGUCGAACAACAACCGCAUGUUCCUUCAGACCAUGCUCUGAAUGACAGACACGGGGAUGAAAACCAAGAGGGCAAGUCAGUGGAAAAGAAUAAUGAAAACAUUCCCCCCAAGAGUAUGUGGAAUAAGACCGACACUUCUGGAAUGUUUUUUAGCUUCUUCAAACGCCUGGGAGAUAUUGGCAAACAGCAGAGCAGCAAGGAAACGGUUCAUAAAGGCAGCAGUUCUGAGGUUUAGAGUGGAAAAGAUAUGCUUUUUAAAGUGGCUGAAAACUGUUUCCUCGUUAGUCUUCUAAAGUCUUCUUUUUUAGGCGUGUUUGGCGCGGUGAUGCAGCAGAGUCACAAUGACCCGAGAUGUUGCUGAAAAAACCCAAGUUUCAAACACGUGACAAAAUCCAAGGAGAUAUUUAUAGGGACUUAGAAGUCAGGGAAUAGUUUCCUCGUCGAUGUUGUAAAUGUUAAUGAGACGGAGGAAGAGAAAGUGGUUUGAAAGCUGGAAAAAGAGAAAGUGGUUUGAAAGCUGGAAACUCUGGAAAGUGUGCAAAGUGGUCGGGUGGUGUUUUGCUGAGGAAAGGUCAUUGUGUGUGUUGUACCACUAGAUGGCAGUAUGCAACAGUAAUGUUGUUGAGAAACGGGGUGGUGGUGAUAUUGAAGGUCUGUGUCAAGUAAGACAAGGGAAUGAUGAGGAGACUCAGUGCAAAGAAUGCGAGAACAUUUUCUUGGACAAUUUGGAAUCCGAUGGACGAACCAGUCAAUUAUUACAGUGUGUUAUUCAAUGCACGUUCAAUGUUAAGUGUUUGAAUAAUGGUAGAUUGUUCCAAAAUGUAUUUAAUUCUCAGUUUGAUUGCUAUUUUUGAUACUUCGAUAGAUUUCCUUGCUCUAUUUUCUGCUUUAAAAACGAUGGAUGUCUGUUUUUCUCUCCCCCGCCGCUGUUCAUCAAAAAUGCAGAAGGUCAUGACACGCGUGCUCUCAGGGUCUUAUUCAAUUCAGCCAUUGUUUCCGUCUUAAAUGGCUCAGUGUUGCAAACGCAGAGCUGAGCCACAGACAGUCAGUGGCAGAGAGAGAGGGGAGCUGAUGAAGAGGUUAUUGGAAACUACCAGGCCGCCUCUAUUCCGCCCCCCGACACACUGAUUAUGUUCAUUUGCAUCUGUUCAUGUAACUUUGUUGGGAGUUGUGCCAUAAACAGUUACAAAGGUUAGCAUUUCAGGACUAUGAUGUCCAGAUAUCUGACUGAACGCUUACCUGCUGUUCGCAUAAUUAUGUAAAUAAUUAUCCAUGUCAUAUUUAUUUGAUAAUAAUAUUUAUAAGUAUGAACUACAUAACCAUUGUACAGUAAUUGCAAAGAUUCAAAGGGUUUUGUUGCUAAAUUGUGAUUGAGAGUGUUAAAAUAAACGCACACACAGUUUGGUUAACUAAUCCCCACCUGUUCUUUUGUUGCCUUUGCUCUAUAUUUAGAAAUAAAAAAAAUUAAUGAUAUAAUAUAUAAACAUAUAAAAUUCUGGCUCCACUCAGAAUGAGCUUGUGUGAAUAGUAUUAUUGUAAUUUGUUUGAAAAGAGAAGAGGAGGGGAAAUAGCAUUUUCCAUUUUGCAUUGUGGCUCGGUCUCAUUUUAAAACAGUUUUACUGCAAGAGUGAUGAGAGCUUUCAGGUUCAAGACAAAACAAAGAACACUUCUCAUCUUUGUGUAAACAUGAGCAAUAUAAAAAUAGCAUCUAUUUUACUGAGCGGUUGUUGUUAUUACAUAGAAUUCUCAGUUCCACUUUAAUUCCCUUCAGAGCCUGUUUUAUGACAUAAAAAUACACUGAUACUUAUUUAUAACUUCAAAUCAUACUCCCUCUGUGAUACAUGCUGCCUAUUAUUUGACUGUAUUAUCUUAUAUGGCUAUCUAAUGCCAAGUCUACAGCAGUGAUUAUAUUAUGUAUGUUGUCUUAAUAAAAGCUGCUGUAAAGAAAAUUGCCCAAACUAAUUGGACAGGUUUUAAUGUUUGGUGCAACAGAAAUGUGGAUUUCCAGGUGAUAGUGAGAGUUACUGCACCCACAGUCUGCGUUGUGCUGCCUGAUCACUGCUCCUCCUCCUCCUCCUCCUCCUCCUCCUCCUGCUUCUGCUUCUGCUGUCUGGCAAAUGCAGCAGCCAUCUUGACUAAACCACGGCGAUGGGAAGCAGUCUCCAUGGCAACUCGCGUUGCAGAAUGAAACCCAGAGAUGAUUGUAUUUGCCCCUCACCCCAGGCCCCACCCCCAACAAACUCCCCUCUGCCUGCACCAACACAACAGCCUCACACAGUGAGUGCAUCCACAUUACAACACACUGCCACCUUUCUUCCUAAGGGUUUACAUUUAGGGCAGAAGUUGAUGCUUAUUGAAUGUAAACACGUUGUUUUAAAUAUUUUGACACCAUUUAAAAAUGUAAUGCAAAUAUGUUGCGAGAAUGAAUAUCUCUAAGUUUCCGUCCGUGCGUUACAGAUAACGUGUUGAUGCUGCACCUCAUUUGCAAUGUAACACACAAAGGGCUGCAUGGAGCUGUUUAUUGAUUAAUCAAUGACUAGACGGCUACUAAAUUCAUCAAUAACGCCGUUGUUGUUUGUUUUUGAUGAAAUAAAAACAAAUUCUCUGAUUUCAGCUUC